UCUGUAGUUAAAACCUAAAAACAGUACAUAGUGAGUUUCUAAAGUAAUUCGUUUGUACGGUGUCGUUGAAUUGCCACAAUAUUUAAAAACUACGCUUCCCAUAAUCCUCUGUAUGACGUAUAGCGGUGUCGAAACUGCGUACGUGUGAAUUGGAUGCCUGAAUAUGGGGUAAUCAUGACCAGAAAUUAAAUGAACGUAACUUCUUUCUUAUUUCUUAAAGGUUAGUUAUACGUUUUAGAUAUGGCCUCGAUGGCCCAGACGAGAAGUUGAGUUGUCUCUGAAUUGGGAGUUGGACUUCAUAUCGCAGAGCGCGUGAAAGGGGCGCUUUGAUUUCAACGUCAGGUGGCCGCGAGACACUUGUGCGUUAUGAUGCCACAUGACAGCAUGACUUCCACUGUGCAGAAAAUCGCCAAACAGGCGCUUGCGACAUUCCGAAACCCCUCUCUAGUCGGAGAACACAAUAAAGUGUUUAUGGACAACCAGAACAAGCUGAAAAGCCUUUUGGCUGAGGUCAGAGCGGUCGAUUUGAAGAUUGUACCCCGGGCCGCUGAGAUCGCACCAAUGCCGCCAGCGCGUCUCGUUCCACCCGUUACAUACAUGCACAUCUACGAGACCGACGCCUUCAGUAUGGGAGUGUUUUUGUUGAAAACCGGCGCUUCUAUACCGCUGCAUGACCAUCCGGGAAUGUACGGUAUGCUUAAAGUGAUUUACGGAAAGGUCCGAAUCAGCUGUUUCGACAGGUUGGACAAACCCAGAGACGGUGCCAGCGGCGUGCAGUUCAACCCUCCAUUAGUGCCCCUCCAGAAGAGCUCUCUAAGACCCUCGGUGUUGAGAUCGGUUGGGGAAUACACGGAGGAGAGCGGCCCGUGUGUGCUGUCACCUCAGAGGGACAACAUUCACCAAAUAGACGCUGUUGACGGACCCACCGCUUUUCUUGACAUUUUGGCCCCACCGUAUGAGCCGGAUGAAGGGAGAGACUGCCAUUAUUAUAAAGUCCUUAAUGCCAGUUCAGAGGCCGCAGACAGGAGGCGUGAAGCCCAGGAACAUGGUGACUUAUGGCUAAUGGAGAUCCCACAGCCUAGUGAAUUCUGGUGUGGUGGUGAAUCUUACCCAGGGCCUAAAGUGUCCCUCUGAAACUCUUGAGAAUGAACUGGGGAUGUUUAUAUCACAACAUUGGGUGAUUAAAAAGCUUGUAUGUUCCCUUCCUUGUGAGCCGUAUACCCUAUCAUACUGGGUUGCAUCAAGUGGACUGCUUUGAAAUAAAUAUAGGCCUGCGUCAUAAAACCCACUUUCACUUAUGGUCAGCUGCUCUGAUCAUGUUAAUGGAUGGCUCUUGCCCAAGUCCGUAUAUUUACACCAUAUGCAUGCAGAGUCAUGAAUUAUUUUCAAAAGAGAUUUAACUGUUGACUGGGUUUGUGAUUUUCUAAAUUAACAGCAGAUGUGAGAUUUGUUGUAAAGAUUUGUAACAAAAAUUGAUCAAAUUAGGAAUCUAUAUCUUGUUUGUGUAUCUAAUAGUUUUUUUUUUUUUAUAAUGCACAGAGCCAUCAGGUCCUGCAAAUGUCACAGAUACGGGUAACCGUUGGUCCAGCAGCACUGUAACACACACUGGGAUACUUCCCAGAACACUCGAAUUAUUAUUUAAAAUAAUAAUAAAAAACGCACUUAAUGAGACUGUCAAGUUUUAAAGCCACUUGAAAUAUGCAGAAUGUGAAUUUGAUAGCUAACUGCAUAAAAGGCACCAAGUAACUCAAAUUCUGUCAUUCCUUGAAUAGAAUUAACUAAUAAAGUAUGAAGAAAAUA
Molecule: messenger RNA, 1800 nt
Organism: Xyrauchen texanus (razorback sucker)
Lineage: Eukaryota; Metazoa; Chordata; Actinopteri; Cypriniformes; Catostomidae
Gene: adob
Product: 2-aminoethanethiol (cysteamine) dioxygenase b
Exons: 1
Coding region: 367-1134 (255 amino acids)
Cellular component (GO): mitochondrion
Molecular function (GO): oxidoreductase activity, acting on single donors with incorporation of molecular oxygen, incorporation of two atoms of oxygen
Source: RefSeq, a predicted model, not a curated record